This is a messenger RNA of Camelus dromedarius (Arabian camel), 7352 nucleotides long. It is a transcript of the gene EEPD1, whose product is annotated as endonuclease/exonuclease/phosphatase family domain containing 1. Gene Ontology annotation, biological process: DNA repair. The transcript has 8 exons. Gene Ontology annotation, cellular component: plasma membrane. The record is from RefSeq and is a predicted model, not a curated record. Bases 656 to 2365 code for a protein of 569 amino acids. Gene Ontology annotation, molecular function: DNA binding; catalytic activity. Lineage: Eukaryota; Metazoa; Chordata; Mammalia; Artiodactyla; Camelidae.
UGGUGCCGGCGGAGGCGCGGGCGUCGCGGCCGGGACUUUGGCUUUGACACGGACAGCGAUCGGGAGCCGUGGCUCUUGUGCCGGGGUCUGGACGCAGUUCUUGCGGAUCCGACGCCCGAGUCCCGGGCAAGACCCUUUCUUUGCCUAGAUCAACGCAACUGCGGCAACGCCGUAAGUCCUGGUGCAGCCGCAAGACUAAGUGCAGCCGUGGCGGCCGAAUUUCACCGCCGCUGCCGCCUUGGCGAAGCCCUGCAGCUCCUGCCGGUUUUGGGAGAGCGACUCUUAAGAGUUUCUCCAGCAGAAAGAGCUGGGACGCCCGGCCGGAGGCGGUGUGGGAGGGAUCCCGCGAUCCGCCCCUGACCCGCAAACGCACGGGCACUAGGGCUGGAGGCAGGGGGCCCUUGCUGUCCCGGGCUGGGCUCAGGCUUCGGAGCCGCAGGUGGAAGGCGGACGCCCUGGAGGAGCGGCUGAGAGGUGGCCAAGUGAAAGGUGCUUUUGGAUGGUAUGGGCAUGGAGAUUUAGUGUUUGUGGUAACCAUUUCAUCCCCCGAAUCCUGCACCUUCCCUUCUGUACCUGUGGGGUCUACUGGGCUUCCUCCCUAGCCAGAGAGUUCUGCGGUGGUGAGGCCUUCCUGGGCCCCUGAUCCUGGCUGGCCAUGGGGAGCACCCUUGGCUGCCACCGCUCCAUCCCCCGGGACCCCUCGGACCUGUCCCAUAGUCGCAAGUUCAGCGCGGCCUGCAACUUCAGCAACAUCCUGGUGAAUCAGGAGCGGCUCAACAUCAACACCGCCACGGAGGAGGAGCUGAUGACCCUGCCUGGGGUGACGCGUGCGGUGGCACGCAGCAUCGUGGAGUACCGUGAGUACAUCGGUGGCUUCAAGAAGGUAGAGGACCUGGCACUGGUCAGUGGCGUGGGUGCCACCAAGCUGGAGCAAGUCAAGUUCGAGAUCUGCGUGAGCAGCAAGGGCAGCUCCGCGCAGCACUCUCCCAGCUCUCUGCGGCGGGACCUGCUGGCGGAGCAGCAACCUCACCACCUGGCCGCCGCCGUGCCCCUCACCCCUCGUGUCAACAUCAACACCGCCACUCCAGCUCAGCUUAUGAGCGUGCGAGGCCUCACGGAGAAGAUGGCCGUGAGCAUCGUGGACUACCGCCGCGAGCAUGGGCCCUUCCGCAGCGUCGAGGACCUGGUGAGGAUGGGCGGCAUCAAUGCCGCCUUCCUGGACAGGAUACGGCACCAGGUGUUUGCCGAGAGGUCCAGGCCCCCGUCCACCCACACCAACGGGGGCCUGACCUUCACUGCCAAGCCUCACCCCAGCCCCACCUCGCUGAGCCUGCAGAGUGAGGACCUGGACCUGCCGCCGGGGGGGCCUACACAGAUCAUCUCCACCCGGCCUUCGGUGGAGGCCUUUGGAGGCACAAGGGAUGGGCGGCCUGUGCUGAGGCUGGCCACCUGGAACUUGCAGAGCUGUUCCGUGGAGAAGGCCAACAACCCCGGGGUGCGAGAGGUGGUGUGCAUGACACUCCUGGAAAACAGCAUCAAGCUGCUAGCUGUGCAAGAACUACUUGACAGAGAGGCCCUGGAAAAGUUCUGUACAGAGCUCAACCAGCCAAUCCUGCCCAACAUCCGCAAGUGGAAGGGGCCCCGAGGAUGCUGGAAGGUCAUUGUUUCAGAGACGCCCUCGACUCAGCUCCAGAAGGGGCCUGGGUUUGCGGGAUUCCUGUGGGACACGGCUGCCGGGGUGGAGCUGAGAGACGCCGCCUGGCAGGAGAGCUCGCCUGGCAACGGGCACGGGAAGCCCAUGGGUCCCAGCCCGUACCUUGCGAGGUUCAAGGUGGGAAGUAAUGACUUGAUCCUUGUGAACCUUCACCUGGCAGCCCUGACCCUCCCAGGGAGCGAGAACCCGAGCAGGAAUCACAGCGACAGCCACCACUGGGCCAGCUUCGUGCAGACCUUGCAAGAAACCCUGAAAGGAGAAAAAGACGUGAUCGUUUUAGGGGACUUCGGCCAGGGGCCAGACAGCACUGACUAUGAUAUUCUGAGGAAAGAAAAAUUCUACCCCCUGAUCCCCGCACACACCUUCACCAACAUCAGCACCAAGAAUCCUCAAGGUUCAAAGACUCUGGACAACAUCUGGAUCAGUAAAAGCUUGAAGAAGGUUUUCACAGGUCACUGGGCUGUCGUGAGAGAGGGCCUCACGAACCCUUGGAUUCCAGAUAACUGGUCCUGGGGCGGAGUGGCUUCCGAACACUGCCCCGUGCUGGCGGAGUUUUACACGGAGAAGGACUGGAACAGGAAGGAAGGCGCCCGCAACGGCAGCGGGGUCACCCUGGAGCGAAGUGAAGCCAACAUUAAGCACGAGCGGUGAUGACACUGAACCGGGUUUCCACCCUCGGACCCCGGAGGCCAGGAGCUCCCCCUCCCCGGUGAAGAUGCAGAGAGUCCGGAACUGCCUUUUUAUCUUCAUUCUGAUCGCGUCCGCGCCCGGGCCUGGACCCGCUGCCGUCUUGGCGGAUGUGUUUGGACCUCUGGCAGGGGCGGGAGCACGUUGGGCCCUUGAAGUGCUGGAUGGUCAGAUCAGAAGCCCAGCAGAGAACGGAAAUGUGUGCCAUCUGCGAUUGCCGCCAAUCUCAGCCGACCGGCUGGCCACGCCCGCCGCCUGGACCGCAGCCCGGAGAGGAGCAGCGGCGGCCGAGCGGCAGAGUGGGAGAUGCCCGGCUGCCGGGACCUCCUCUCUGACCACCAGUCUGCGACGUUCCGGCUGCAAAUCACAUAAAGCUUUUAACUUGAGCAGUCUUCUCAAAUAUUUUGAGUGGUGGCUUUUAGUUUUGUUUUGAAAAAAUAAACAGAGAUGAACCAGCCUGGCUGCAGUGAGAGCCCGGGGACAGUUCCCCUGCCGUGUGUGCUUUGUGCUCCCUUCGGAUGCCCCUGGAGGGCUGUGGCCUGAGGGGUCCCGAACACAACGCGUGCCCCCGCACCCCAGCCCCCAGGAGCCUGCUUCCUUUACAUCCCGCCUUGAAACCUUGCAGAGGUGUCUGUCACUGCCGCGUAGACCCCCUGAGACCUCUCUGAAAUCUCAAAUCAUCUCCUGCCUCCCAGAGCGCGCAUCUUCUGACUUUUGGUCAGAUCGUCUGUUAUUCGUGUUAUUACAUUUGUGCCUCCAGAUCCAGUGCAGGUUCCCUUGUGCUGGGGGAGAAUUCCAUCAGAACGAUGUCCUUUCCUCCCUCCCUCCCUCCGUCCCUCCCCACUCCACCCCCUUUCCGUGUCCCCGCCCUCCCAGCCUCUAGCCCAGAGCCUCCCUCUGCUGCUUCUGAGGAAUAGCUGUUGAUUCUGGACCCACAGGGAGCCUGGGAGCACUGGGGGAGGGAGGGUCCUUCUUUGUCGGUGGGUGUUGGGGGCCGGAAGCACGUGUUAACUGCCACCAGGCACUCUUCCCUUCCUUGCGUUGGGUUCUCACUGAGGUCCCUGUGAGACCAAGAUGAUGAUGCCCAUUUCACAGCCGAGGAAACUGAGGCUGAGAGAGCUUCACAUGAAGGUCACUCAACUAGUAAGUAAAUAGACAAGAUCCACACUCAGUCCAAAGUGCAUGCCUAUGUGUCAACCCUGUGCUGCCAGCAGUAGUGUGUCAGAGAGAAUCAACACAGAGAGUGAACAUGUGAGUCGUGACCCGGCUCCUUACAGUUUACCACGGACUCUGAGGGCUUAGCCCUCCUCCAGCGCUGAACACAGCAUGGACCACCAGCAUCACGCUGUGGGAACCCAGGGACGUGAUGGCCUGUUUUCCACCAAAGGCCACCUUUGGGGCCACCUGGCUCCAAGGAGCAUCACUGGUCAUUGGCAUAAGAAGGAAGUCCUUUUUGGGGGCUCCAGGUGUACCUGGGUGUCAGCCACGCCCACUCUGAGGGAGUGUCUCUCCAGUGGGAGGGUGAGUGGCACCUGGAGGCACGGAACCUGUGAGGGCUAAGCCUUGACCCAAAGCAGCUGAGUUAGAGUGAAAAGUCAUGGCAGGUUGGAAAGGGUGCUUCCCCGUUGAGCUGACUCAUCUAAAGAUAAAACCUCCACCUGCAUUCACCAGCCAGCUGCCCCGAGUCCUUGCAGCCAGAUUUCUGCCCCAAAACUGGGGGAAGAAAAGACUCCUCAACUGCGAAGAGGUAAAAGAAAUUCAGUUGAAUGACCUUUGUGACAGUCAUUUGGUUUGAGCCAGAGGCUGGGGAGCUGCACUACAGUGACCACACCUCACAGUCAGGGUGGGCUCGGCCUCUUUGCUUCUGACAUCCAGGGCCGGCUCGGGGAGCCUGGCCACAGGGGCCGCUGGUCUUGCUCUGGGCGCAGCCCUCUUGAGUUUUCUUUUUGGAUCUUUUGUUUGUGUUUUGUUUUGUUUAGUUGUCAUUGUCUUUAAUUAAUAGACUUUAUUUUUAAGAGUAGUUUUAGGUUUAUGGAAAACUUGAGCAGAAAGUAGACCCCCAAACCCUGUACAGUUUCCCUUAUUACUAAUGUCUUGCAUUAAUGUGGUACAUGUGUUAACCAUCGAUGAAUUAAUAUCGGUAUAUUAUUAACUAAAGCUGUAGUUUACACGAGGGCUCACUCUUUGUACUCCAUGUGGGUUCUGACAAAAGCAUAAUGACAUCUGUCCACCUCACAGCGCAUGCAGAGUAGUUUCUCUGAUCUAAAUAUCCCCUGUGCUCCACCUGUUCAUCCCUCCCCCUCCCCCGGCAACCAGUGAUCUUUCGACGUCUCCCUAAUUUUGCCUUUUCCAGAAUGUCAUGUAGUUGGAAGCAUACGUACAUAGCCUUUUCGGACUGGCUUUUUCAUGUAACAACCUGCCUUUAAGUUGCCUCUGUGUCUUUCCAGGACCUGAGAGCUCACUUCUUGUUAUUGCUGAAUAAUGUUCCAUUGUAUGGAAUUUUUCUGCUUGGCCUUCAGAUUGUUUCUAAGCCCCUGCCCUUCUCCAGAGUUUUCUCCCACUUCCUCUCCCCAAAUACAGCAUCUGUCUCCGAUUCUCCCCUCCCCAUUCUUUCCUUUCUUCUCCUGCUAUCAGGAUUGUCCAGGAAGAGGCCCAACUGUGGAUACACUUUGUCAGAGAAGCCAAGGCAUGUCCCCUGAUGCUGAGCUGGGUUUCUGGAAGGAGGUGGGGCAUGGGGAAUUAAGUGCUAGGGAAGCCCUGAGAGCCCCCAGCUGCCCCUUCCCCCUGCCCCAAUGGAACCUUUGUCUCCUGAGCGCUGCCCCGCAGGAGACCCUGUGAUGUGAGAGCCCAGCCAUUGUGCAGGAGCCCAUCAGAGGCCCGCAGCCAUGUAGCUCAGUCCUGCUGCCCCAGCCCUACCCUGUAACAGACUUAGCCCUCCUGAGCCUCAAAUAACGGGGCCCAUGCUGUGACUCCCUCACAUCUGCUCUGGGGAUGUCGGGGGGAGCAAAACAAGUGGGGUCCUUGGUAGAGGGCUGCGUUCUUCCAAAGCCAGAGAGAUGUCACUUUCUUCUUUGUGUUUCUCUGGGCCUGAUGGUUGGAGUUCUCCUCCAGUGCAGAUACCUCGUCCCACUCGAGAGCCCAGACACCCGGGCUGUCAGAGUCUGUGUCAUCACCCACCCUGGCCGACGUCCCCACCACCUGUGGAUGGGAGGUAAGUGCACCUCGCCUGAGGCCACCACGGAGUUUGCUUUCGGAGCAAAGGAAUUAAUGGCUGCAACACCACUCGCUCAUCUUGCACUGGCUCCCAUCCUCACAUGAUCCUUGUCCUCUCUUCAUGGCUCCUUUAAGCACUUCACACAUUUUUUGCAUUUGAGCUAUAGUUUAUUUAUAGUGUUGUGUUAGUUUCAAGUGUAUAGCAAAGUGAUUCAGUUAUGUAUACAUACAUAUAUUCUUGUUUCAGAUUCUUUUCCAGUAUAGGUUAUUACAAGCUAUAGUUCCCUGUAAGCACUUUAUAUUUUUAACUGCUUUAUUCCUCGGAAGAGUCCGAUAAAGUUGGUACUGUUAUCAGUCAUGGAUUCCUUUUACAGAUGAGGAAACUGAGGCAUGGAGAAGAUAAGAGUCGAGGGCCAUCAACCAGGAGUGGCAGAGCUGAUGGGAGCUAGGCCAUCCGGUGCCCACAUCACACGAUCGCCACCACGCUCGGUUUUGGAGUCUGCUCACUGCUUCCACUAAGCCUGAGCUGGACGCAGACUCAGUGCAGAUGCAUAGUAGGGGUGCUAAUCACCCGAGGACCCCAGGAGUGAGGUCAUUGCUCUGUGGCCGCAAGCCCAGGGUUUGGAGCCAGCGGACCUGGCCACUGAGUCCCGGCUCUGCUGUGUCUGAGCAGCUGGCCCUGCACAUUCUUCUUGUCUGGCUGAGUAUCAGUUUUCUUCUCUGUUAAAUAAAGAUAGAAGCCCCCAGGGUUGUAAAUAGUUAAUAUCAUCUAUAAAGUUCUUAGCGCACUGUCUGAGCACAGGGCACAACUCCAGGGAGAGCUCUGGUCACAUGGUGUGAACUCAAUCAGCAGCAGAAUUUUUAAAUUAUUUUAAAUGAUUUAGUGUUGUUUAUAUUUUAUUCCCAGAUUCUGUCCUGCUCAACUGGAAUAUGAGCUUUGUGGUUUCCCAACAGUCUGUCAUCCUGAACUGAACACUGGUGUAACUGGGCCCUUGGAAAUCAGGACCCCCACCCAGGGAAGACUGUCACAUGGACACAUUUCACUGAAAAAGACCCAAAGUCUUGAUCAGGGUCCAAGACUGCCUGCCCCUCGCAGCCGCCCCUGGUGGAGAAACUAGGCAGGACACUCCAUGCAUCAUGUCCCAGGGACGACACCUGGGACUUGUUUUGUUUGAGUUGACAGGUGGUAGCAGACGGACUCCAGGCUCUCAGAAGGAAUGGGCAUAGCAUCUUACGUGGCAUCAUCGCUGGGCUAACGAUGGGGACAUUUAGCCUUUGAAAGUCUCCCUUCCAAGCCAUGCGGAGUGAUGGAGCCUUUCCCCAGCAAAGCGCCAGGCUAGGGAAGCAGCUGCCUGGCCCACUGCCAGCUCCCGCCUCUGAGGCGCUUCCCCGCCCACCCGUGCGCCUUUAGCCCAGAGGCAGGAUUUUCAUCAAACUUAUAGAAUUAAAAGCUCAAAUUUUCUAGAAGCUUUAAGAUGAAUAAUCGGAUGGUCUACCUCUUCCCCUCCCCCCUGAGCAGUAAAUAUGAGAAGACUGAGUAGAGCUUAAAAUCCAAAGGCUACUUAAAUUUACAAAUUGUGGAUAGUUGUUGAAGCUGGGUGGUGGGAACACAGGGGUCCAUUUACUCUUCUUUCUACUUUUGUGUGUUUGAAACUUUUGUGUGUAAUCACAAUGAAAUAAAUGCACAAAUAGUCAAAAGCCCAAGCAAAAAAAUAAAUAAAUAAAAGACAUUAAAACA